Messenger RNA from Morone saxatilis (striped sea-bass), 5940 nucleotides. It is a transcript of the gene iqsec2b, whose product is annotated as IQ motif and Sec7 domain ArfGEF 2b. The coding region runs from base 1380 to 5924 and encodes 1514 amino acids. Gene Ontology annotation, molecular function: guanyl-nucleotide exchange factor activity; protein binding. Gene Ontology annotation, biological process: actin cytoskeleton organization; regulation of ARF protein signal transduction. NCBI's taxonomy places the organism in Eukaryota, Metazoa, Chordata, Actinopteri, Moronidae. The record is from RefSeq and is a predicted model, not a curated record. The transcript is spliced from 15 exons.
GCCGCACGCAUCGCUGCAGUUCAGACGCUCCGGGAGCGAAACCUCUCUCUCGUGUUUCUGCGCCAACCGCAAAGAAGAUUCCCCGCUGCACCUGCAUGGAUUACCGACCCGAUACAGCCGAAACUCGUCUCAGAUAAGUAGGAAAUAACUCAACCUGUACGUUUAAAACCGAUUUCAGAUCAGCGCCGACAGCGGCGAAACACCAAAGUACAGUUUUAAAAGAUUUUACACAGCCUAUUGAGACUUUCGUGGUUGUCAAACAAAAAAAAAAUAUUCCGGAUAGUUGUUGUUGUUUUUUUUAAAAAGAGGUGACAUGUUUUUAUCUCCAGGACCAGUGUUUAUGAAUGCGUGACGUGGGAAUAAACUCUGCAUUACUCUCGGAUGAAAAACCCAGAGGCACACAGUUUGGGAACUAAUCUGAAUUUAAGGCACUAGGAUGUAGUUUUGUCGGACCAGGGGGGGUUGAGGAUUUGGACCUCAGGAAUGAAUUUAGUAAGCCACCUCUGCUUACUUUCUGUGCUGUAGAGACUCAUCAAGCCAUGGGUUGAAAGCGACGAUGAUAGACUGCGGGGAUAUUCAACGUGGGAGGGAGGAGAAUUUUCUGUGUUAUGUAAUGAUUGACAGUGCCUGAUAAUUAGUGGUAGAUCACAAAAAAAAAGCAUCACCCCCCCAUUACCCCAUCCCCCCUUUCCCCCCCGUAUGUCGAGGAGGCUAAAAGAGUUGUUGAUGCAUUAGAGAUGUUCUAUAAUGAACUAAUACCAGAGCUCUACAAGUUAAUGAGCAGGAUAUGUCACAGGUCAGUGCAUACAUAUUCUACUUAUUCCUCUGCGUAUUUAUGUGCUCAGAGACACAUCAAAGCAAAUUGAAGUUCAUUGUAGAUCUUUGAUCAGCCUCAAUUUAGACACUACUUACCUCUGUCACUCCCUCCCCCCAGCAAAUCUUUAAAUAUUUAAAUAUUUUGCUCAGUGUUCAUCAUGUUGCCCCAAACUCUUGACCCACUCCCUGCUGAUUUGGCGUGGUCUUUCAAAAUGACUUUGAUUUCCGGAUAUCAGACAACCAACAGGGUUUUGAGCUUCUUUUUGAGCUUUGAACUAUUUUCUCAGCAUUGCAAUACUUUUAAAGGCUACUAAGAUGCUAUAAUGCUCAUUUUUGCCCUCAGAUUUGGGGACAUGUAGUCAGUCUGAACUUCUCAACCUCUUAUCCUCUGUGACUUCCUGUUUCUGAACAUCUGAAGACAUUAGUUAAUCUCCACUAGAGCCUUCGUUGGUCCCUCCCUCCCCCCCCCACUCAUCAGGGCUGGUGGGGGGGGUGGAUCUCGGCCCCUACGGGGUCAAAACUGUGGUUGUGGCUGGUGGUGGUCAUACACCUAGAGGCCCACCAUGGAGACCAGCCCAGAAAGCCCCAACCGGGCAGUGGAGUACCUCCUGGAGCUCAACAAUAUCAUCGAGAGCCAGGCCAAGCUCCUGGAGACCCAGCGCAGGCGCAUCGAGGAGCUGGAGGGCCAGCUGGACCGGGUCAGCCAAGAGAACCAGGACCUGAGGCAGGAUCGCACCCCAAGGACGCCGGGUUCAGACACCCCCGAUCAGAACCACAACCACAGCCAGCCUCUGUCUCUCCCCAUCCAUCAUGGCAGCGGUGGUGGCAGUGGCGGCGGCAGCGGGAACGGUAGCACCUCGACGGCUCAGGCGACAGCUGGAUCAGCCACAACUCCAGGGCCCAGCAGGGAGAGAAGGACCCACACCAGGCUGACCCGAGGUCUCUCCUGCGGCUCCUCCACCACCGAGCGAGACCGGCUUGAACGCACUGACAGCACAGACACCAACACCAGUUCCACCAUUCGUAGAAAUGUGGAAGGGGAGUCCCAGUGUCCAGAGACGGGCACCCACAAAGACAGUUCAUUCAGCCAGACACCUUACCUGCGUGGUUCAGAGCGCUACACUGACAGCAGCAGCAGCGUACCCUCUGGAUCCAGGGAGCCUUCAUGCGUGGCUGCCUCCAGUUCAGCCAGCUUGGCCUGGGCACUGCGAACACGCCACCAACCUGCAAGUCUGGCCCUCCGCAAGCAAGAGGAAGAGGAGAACAAGAGAUGCAAGGCCCUUUCAGACAGCUAUGAGCUCUCAACAGAUCUGCAGGAUAAGAAGGUGGAGAUGUUGGAGAGAAAGUAUGGUGGUUCCUUUGUAAGUCGCAGAGCAGCUAGGACUAUUCAGACGGCCUUCAGGCAGUAUCGCAUGAACAAGAACUUUGAGCGCCUCAGAAGCUCUGCCUCAGAGAGCCGCAUGACACGCCGCAUUAUCCUGUCCAACAUGAGACUGCAGUAUUCCUUUGACGAACGACAGCCUCAGCAGCAGGCCCAGACACAGACAAACUUCACCCACAGUGUGGCCAUAGGACCUCCUCAUUCCCCCGACACAGAUCGCCAAGGAGACUACACGCACUUAGAGGACUCCUUCUCCAAACAGGUCAAGUCCUUAGCUGACUCCAUAGAUGAUGCCCUUACCUGCCGCGCGGGUCGCGAUGACUCCCAGGAGGGCAGCAGGGAGGGUGGAGGGAUUAGUGAAGACUUUGGGGAGUGUGUGUGGAGCAGCAGCAGCAACCCCUCCUCCCAAAGAGGUUUGGGAGAACGAGCCAGGGGUGCUGGAGGAGGACUCAGUAUGCACGGUGACAGUACCGCCACCUCGUACAGUGACGUAACCCUUUACAUGGAUGAUGGCAUGCCCUCAUCCCCACUGUCCCUGGAUCGGGCACCCAGCAGCACAGAUACAGAGUACUGGGGCCCCGGUGUUGGUGUCGGAGGGCGUGAGGACAGCAGGGACACUGAGGGAGGGGGCAGCAGUAACAGUCGACGUAGCACCCCGUGUACUGAGUGCAGGGACUAUCGUCUAAGGGGCGCACAUCUGCCUCUCCUCACUAUUGAGCCACCCAGUGACAGCUCAGUGGACAUGAGUGACCGUUCAGAUCGUGGCUCUCUGAGCAGACAGUUGGUCUAUGAACAGGAGCCUGGGGUAGGGGCUGGCUCCCCUCAGGGAACCCUUAAACACUCCCCCAACACAGGCACCCGCCCUUCCUCCACAGCAGCUGCCCAGGGUCAGACCCGGGCUCCUGGCAGACCCAUACCCACACACAUCCCUCACCAGGUGGCGGCACUCCACCACCAUCACCACCACCCUAUCCACCACCAUCAGUACCCUGACACUCCCUCGUCCUCCUCCUCCCCGCAGCAGCCCCCCACCACUCCUCUGUCCUCCUCCUCCUCUACAGCUCUGCCUUCUGGUGGUCUGGAGCAGCCGUGCUGCUCGGACGGAGACAACGACUCACUCAACUCCACAACCAACUCCAACGAGACCGUCAACUGCAGCUCUGGCUCCUCGUCUCAGGACAGCCUGCGAGAGCCUCUGCCGCCUCUGGGAAAGCAGACCUACCAGAGAGAAUGCCGCCAUAGCUGGGACUCCCCACCGUUCAACAGUGAUGUGGUGCAGAGACGCCAGUACCGCAUAGGUCUCAACCUCUUCAACAAGAAGCCAGAGAAAGGGAUCCAGUACCUGAUAGAGAGAGGUUUUGUAUCGGACACUCCAGUUGGGAUUGCUCGCUUCAUCCUGGAGAGGAAGGGCCUCAGCAGGCAGAUGAUUGGAGAGUUCCUGGGAAACCGACAGAAACAAUUCAACAAAGAUGUUUUAGACUGUGUGGUGGAUGAGAUGGACUUCUCAGGUAUGGACCUGGAUGACGCUCUCAGGAAGUUCCAGGCUCAGAUUAAAGUUCAAGGAGAAGCCCAAAAAGUGGAGAGGCUCAUAGAGGCUUUUAGUCAGAGAUACUGUGUGUGUAAUCCGACCCUGGUUCGGCAGUUCCAGAACCCGGACACCAUCUUCAUCUUGGCCUUUGCCAUAAUCCUCCUCAACACAGACAUGUACAGUCCCAACGUCAAAGCUGAGAGGAAGAUGAAACUAGAGGAUUUCAUCAAGAACUUGAGAGGUGUAGACAAUGGUCAGGAUAUACCCAGGGACCUGCUAGUUGGGAUCUAUCAGCGGAUACAGAAAUGGGAACUACGGACCAAUGAUGACCAUGUGUCCCAAGUGCAGGCGGUGGAAAGAGUCAUUGUGGGCAAGAAGCCUGUGCUGUCCCUUCCCCAUCGUAGGCUGGUGUGUUGCUGCCAGCUCUAUGAGGUUCCUGACCCUAACAGACCUCAGAGGACAGGAGUGCACCAACGAGAGGUCUUCCUCUUCAAUGACCUUCUGGUGGUGACCAAAAUCUUCCAGAAGAAGAAAACCUCAGUGACUUAUAGUUUCAGACAAUCCUUCCCUCUGGUUGAGAUGCAAGUGCACAUGUUCCAGAACUCCUACUACCCUCAUGGUAUUCGCCUGACCUCAGCAGUCCUGGGUGGAGAGAGGAAGGUUCUUAUCGUCUUUAUGGCACCCAGUCAGCAAGACCGCACCCGCUUUGUUAGCGACCUCAGGGAGAGUAUUGCUGAAGUGCAAGAGAUGGAGAAAUAUAGAGUCGAGUCGGAGUUGGAGAAACAGAAAGGUGUCAUGCGGCCCAGCUUGCUUACUGGAGGUGUGGUUGGAGGAGGCGUAGGUGUGAAGAGCGAUAUUGUGAAUGGCACCCUGGGAAUGACAAGUUUUGAUGACAACUGCUCAGUGGGUGAGGGUCUCAAACGCACAGCGCUCAGCUCAUCUCUCAGGGACCUGUCGGACACAGGGAAACGUGGUCGCAGGAACAGUGUUGGUUCUUUGGACAGUACCAUGGAAGGCUCCAUCAUUAGCAGCCCACAGCCUCACCAGCGCUAUCCAGUGCCAGGUGUGGUGCCUGGCUGCUACGGAACAGAAGACUUCCGGCCUCACCGCCCCAUCCUGAGCCCCGGAACGGGGGUGGGGGGUGGGCCGGGGCAGCAACAUACCACUGCUGGGACAGGAGUUGGGGGAGUCUCCAGCAGUGUAGAGAGAGCAGGAGCGGGGAGCGGACCUGGGGGGAGCAGCAGCACCAACAACAGCGGCUCCUUCCUGGGAUCCCUAUUCGGCAGCAAACGCGCCAAACCACCAGGGCCCCUUAUUCCACCGGGGCCACCAUUCCCCGCGCCUGUCCCCCCACCGACUACAGGAGGGCCCCCUCCUCACUCCCCUUCAUCUCUGUGCCAGCUGGACGGGGGGCCUUCCAAGAUCCAGGCACUACACGCACAGUACUGUCACGCGGCCACCGUGCAGCCCCCACCACCUUACUACCAUCACCAUCGCUACCACGUCCAAACUGUCCCUCCUCCUUUGCAAGGUAUGCCCCCUCAUACUAUACAGAGAGGCCCACUACCUUGUCGUCCACCGCUCGGCCCACCGCACGGUCAGCACCCACAGCUGGCCCAUCUCUCCCAGCUCUCCCAGCAUGGGCUUCCGGGUCGUUACGCCAACAUGGUGGUGGGAUGUCCCCCCCCCCUUUCUCCUCUCUCCCAACACUCCCAGAAUCCACAGUUCACCCUCUACCACGUGCAGCCCACACACUCUAUCAGAGGGGUCGGCGCCCCUGGUACCAAACUUCCACUAACCUUGUCACACUCCCACCCGCACCCCCACGCACACUCCCAAACCCACCCCGGACACGUGCACACACCACACCCAGCCAGCCACUCUACCCAUCAAACACACUUUAUAUUCGGCACUCUGCCCCACAAUCUACCAUCCGCGUCCGUCAAUGCGCAUCACGCAGCCUCCGCCGCCCCGUAUCUGCCCCAGUACCCUCCUCUCUCUUCCAUCCCCCCCCCCUCACCACACUCCCCUUUACCCCCCCCUUCGUCCCCCCUUACCCCUCUUACACCUCUCUCCCCUCACCCCCCCCAGCACCCAGGGCAGCCUCAGCAGGGGCCGCAGGUGACGGGGGCUGGAGCGACAGGUACAGGGGGCAGCUCCAAAUCCAAACCUAUCAACCGGAUAAGUACCGUGGUAUGAGCAAGAUGUGGGGCCA